Periophthalmus magnuspinnatus is the source of this 2955-nucleotide messenger RNA. Its product is annotated as glycerol-3-phosphate acyltransferase 4-like. The record is from RefSeq and is a predicted model, not a curated record. NCBI's taxonomy places the organism in Eukaryota, Metazoa, Chordata, Actinopteri, Gobiiformes, Gobiidae. Gene Ontology annotation, biological process: triglyceride biosynthetic process. The transcript has 13 exons. Gene Ontology annotation, cellular component: endoplasmic reticulum. The coding region runs from base 543 to 1916 and encodes 457 amino acids. Gene Ontology annotation, molecular function: glycerol-3-phosphate O-acyltransferase activity.
ACAGAUGGCGUGUUCAAAACAUAAUACGGCCGCCGCUGCUGCUGCUGCUGCUGGUGGAGGCCAGGCGGAGUUUGGCUACGGUCCGUAGACAAAGGCGAGAGAUGGGCUAUGAAGCCUCACGACCCUGGCGCUGGACACAUUACAAGAGGUUUGUUCCACGUUAAACUAUAAGCCUAUCCGUUCUCCCCAUCAGCGAAAAAGUGCUCCUGCUGUGGCCAGUUGUUUCAUUGUUUACAUCUUCACACCACUGGGAGAUCAAAUACCAAGGGACAUCUGCUGCAAACAGGACUAAAAAGCACUGAAUGUUCAAGUUUUCACGUUAAAAGGGAGCUGUUGCAAAGAAGAAUGGCAUGAUUUGGAUAUAAAAACCACCUCAAGAUGUUGGUUGAAUUAGUAUUUUUUCGUAAAAGCAAGUCCAUGUCAAACAAAUGGCGAUGAUCUUUUGACAGAAAGGGCAUGCUGAGGACUGGGGUUUGACGGUGCUCCUUCUUUUGUUGUAGUGGUUAAUAAAUGCUUAAUGGACUUUGGCUCCCUACUUCAAGAUGGAGUUUUUUUUCAACCCCUUUGACAAUUUGUUGUGUAUCCUCCUUGGGAUAUCUUUCACUGUCUGGGUCACCCUGCUCCUGGUUUUCAUCAUUGUUCCUGCCAUUCUUGGGGUUUCAUUUGGCAUCCGAAGACUAUAUAUGAAAACUUUGCUUAAAAUUUUUGAGUGGGCCACUCUAAGAUUAGAAAGAGGUGCAAAAGAGAAGAAUCACCCCCUUUACAAACCAUACUCAAAUGCACUCAUUGCGAAGGAGCCAACCUCUCUGGAGGAAGAGAUUAAGGAGAUACGGCGCAGUGGCAGCAACAAAGACUUAGAUUCAGCCACUGAGUUUGAAAUGUCAGACAUCUUUUAUUUUGCUCGCCGAGGAGUGGAGAGCAUCAUGGACGAUGAGGUGACCAAGAGGUUCUCUGCAGAGGAACUGGAAUCCUGGAACCUGCUCACUCGGAGCAACUACAACUUCCAUUACAUCAGCCUCAGAUUGACUGUUCUAUGGGGGCUGGGCCUUCUCAUCCGCUAUGGGCUUCUGCUGCCACUCAGGGUAACUCUUGCCUUCACUGGUGUGGGCCUCCUUGUGUUUCUCACCUCAUUGAUUGGAUUAUUACCAAAUGGAAGGAUGAAAAACCUCUUGAGUGAGAAAGUGCAUUUGAUGUGUUAUAGAAUAUGUGUCAGAGCAUUGACUGCGAUCAUCACUUACCAUGACAGUGAGAACAAACCCAAGAAUGGAGGAAUCUGCGUCGCCAACCAUACCUCACCUAUUGAUGUUAUCAUCCUGGCUAGCGAUGGCUGCUAUGCAAUGGUUGGUCAAAUUCACGGUGGUUUGAUGGGGGUCAUUCAGAGAUCUAUGGUCAAGGCCUGCCCACAUAUUUGGUUUGAACGCUCAGAAGUCAAAGAUAGACAUCUAGUGGCCAAAAGGCUAAGUGACCAUGUGGAAGACAAAACCAAACUCCCAAUUCUUAUUUUUCCAGAAGGUACUUGCAUCAAUAACACAUCUGUCAUGAUGUUUAAAAAGGGAAGCUUUGAGAUUGGAGGAACUGUGUACCCAGUUGCUAUUAAGUAUGAUCCACGAUUUGGAGAUGCUUUUUGGAACAGUAGCAAAUUUGGGAUGGUCAACUACCUGCUGCGCAUGAUGAGCAGCUGGGCCAUCGUUUGUAGUGUGUGGUACCUUCCACCAAUGUCACGUGAGGAAGGGGAAGAUGCUGUCCAGUUUGCCAAUCGUGUGAAGGCAGCCAUUGCCAGGCAGGGUGGAUUGGUUGACCUUCUGUGGGAUGGGGGUCUGAAGCGAGAUAAGGUAAAAGAUACCUUCAAAGAAGAGCAACAGAAGUUGUACAGCAAAAUGCUGGUGGGUACUCAAGAGAACCGCAGUCGCUCGUGAGGGAACUAUGGAUGUAUUCCUGGGAACCAUUGGCCAGUGAAUGGUCAGCUCUGCUCCUGUCUGUUGACGCAUGUGAACUGGAGAAGAUCCUUUUCUCAUGUCAACAGAACUCCAUUUGGCUUCCUCAGUCACUGCCACUGUCUGGCACGUUUCAGUUUGCAUUGCUCUUUGGGGUUGCUCUGAGUCUGCUACAUUUUGUUGGAAGAACAAAUUGAUGCACUCAGGCAGUGUUGUCUUCCUUUAGUAGAAAAAGCCAAUUUUCCUAUUUUUGUUUUAGUUUGGGAUUUUAGAGGUUACUAUAAUUUUUUUAUCACAGUAUUUAAGUUGCAUUUACUUAAUAUUGGGGCACUAGAGAGACCUCUUGACAGGGGGAGUCCUUUACUUGAACUGACUCGAGUCCAUUGGAAAUGCCUUUCUUGGUUUAAGGCAGAAUUACAUUUCAUUGCAUUUUUUGAGGAGAAAAAUGUUAUUCAUUGUUCAGGGAGACUGAAAGAUGGAUGUUUAGUUACACAUUUGGUUGUUACAUUGGGUCUUUUCCAUUGAGUGUGUAAUUUUACAUUAUGAUAUGGAAUUUGAAACCCAAAGUUAAACUCAUUUUCAAAAAUGGAACUAAAACAUUAUUUAAUAACUUUAUUUAUUCUAAUUUUAUUAUGGUCUUAAAGAUUUUUUUUUCAUUCCCAUUUACUUGCUAAAAUGCUAAAAUAGCAGGUAUCAGAAAUGACUGCACUGAUCCUGUAUUGUCCAUUUCAUUUCAACUUUUCAACGAGUGUUUUGGUUUGUUUCUUUUAACCAGGAAUGGUCUGAGUUGUAGCCAAUCCUCAGCAAAUGAAUGUGAAUUUGCAAUUAAAAAUUAUAACGGAUUUUGAAUACAAAAAAGGGACAUUGAAUUAUUUUUUUUUCUCCUGAUCAAUCAAUGAUCGCUCUUCUGUGACUCUGAGGAGAGAGUGAAAGAUUGCAUAUUUUUUAACUGAUAUGUUGCAGCAGGUAGCCAAUCAAAGUGGCCAUGAGUAAAUAAAUGUUCAAUGUUUGCAUGGGGCUU